Molecule: messenger RNA, 4503 nt
Organism: Drosophila albomicans
Lineage: Eukaryota; Metazoa; Arthropoda; Insecta; Diptera; Drosophilidae
Gene: Atf3
Product: activating transcription factor 3
Exons: 5
Coding region: 2276-4267 (663 amino acids)
Biological process (GO): regulation of transcription by RNA polymerase II
Cellular component (GO): nucleus
Molecular function (GO): RNA polymerase II cis-regulatory region sequence-specific DNA binding; DNA-binding transcription factor activity, RNA polymerase II-specific
Source: RefSeq, a predicted model, not a curated record
UUUCGUGUACCAGACUUGAACGCAACGCAACGCUGCCGCCGCCACCGCCGCAGUCGCUGUCGCUGUAGUCGUCGCAGUCGUCGUCGUCGUCGCCCACCACCAAAAAUAAAGCGAAUAACAACAACACCGCCGCGCUGCUAAGAAAGCCGAACGAAUGCACGAAUAACAGCCGACGAGGUUCUUAUUAGAUUUGUGCUUUGCUCUGUCUUAUUUGUUGUUGUUGUUCUUGUUGUCGAGCUUAGAACGCAGCAAAAAGCAAAAGCAGCAACAAUAACAACAACAAACAUUCGGGCCGCGCCUUUCUGCCUUUUGGUUCGUUCGUUUCGCUGUCUCUCUGCUUUUUUGUUCCGUUUCGUUUCGUUCGCCGUUCGCUGUUUGCUGUUCGCUGGUUCUUGCUGUUCGUCUGUCUGUCUGGCUGACUGUCUCUCUGCAUUAGAACAAAACACGAGCGAACUUUUAACGAACGAACGAACGCUACCGAGCCGAGCGAGCACGCCGUGUGCUGUCGCUGUCGCUGCGCUGCCAACGUCGCGACGUCGCGUCGUCGUCGACUGACUUAUUGGCUUUAAGCGAAUUUGAAAUUCGCUCGAACUUUUAUUCAACGUGUUGGUUUCGUCGCGUGAGCAACUCUGAAACUGAAAACAAAAAUACAAAAAGCAAAAUAACAACAACAAUAUACAAAAUUCAUUUAUAUAUGUAUUUAUAUAAACACCACACCAAAACUUGCAAAGAGAAAAACAACAACAACAAAAAUAUAUACUCAAACUGUUUUGAGUUUUUCCUUCUACGGCCGUAAACACACCAACACCAACAACAACACACACAUACAUCUACACUCACGCAUUCGUAGCGUAACCCUAAAAACGGCAACCCUAUUCGCCUACUAUACGUGUGUGUUCCGUGUUCCCAAAACUAAUAUCGCGUUUAAUACAUUUUUUUGUGGUAUUUUUUUUUUGUUUGUUUGUUGGUUCGUCAAUUGGAAAUUUUUCGUAUCGCGAGCGCGCGUCGCGUCGCAGCUUCCAAAAAUCGAUAUAGCAAUAUCUGCCUGAUCGUACUAUAUCUAUUAUAUAUAUAUAUUUUUUUUAAGUGUUAUACAAUCCCAAUAAAAAUAAAAGUGCUACCAAAAUGCCUUAUAACAGCGUCACGCUUUAGUGUCACAAGUGCAACUUAUUAAAUCGAGGGACCCACAGGGACCCCCUAAAAAAAAAAGCUAAAUAGAAAGAGAGAGUUGUAUAUAUAGAAAACUCGACUCGCUGACAGGUGCUGGAGUGUACAGUGUUGGUAAACAACAGCAACAACAACAACAACAACAACUAGAAGUCAACAACAAGAGACAAUCAACACAACAUUCUUCUGCAACAUCUUCAUCCGGCUCUUCAGCUGCAAACCGAAUCACACAACAGCCCCCCAAAAGGAAAACAAAAAAAAAAAACGAUUGCUGCAUUUUAUGAGCAAGCGUGCGGUUCGUCGUCGUCGUCGUUGUCGUCGUUAAUGUCUCGGAUGUCGUUGUUGAUGUGGAUGUGGAUGUCGACCGGUGCCGGUGGCCAAAACAUUCAGUCGAAUUCAACGCUGUGAGCAACACACGCUGGAAGCGCCGAUGGAACCGCGUCGCGACGCAGCGGCAACGGCAGCAGCGGCAGCGACAAUAACAACAACAACAAUAAAAACAACAACAACAAAAACAAUAUUGACAAAACAACAACAAUCAAAAGCCAGCUAAACAAAGUUGAGAAGAAAAACAACAACAAAUUUCCACAAGCAGUCAAAGUUUUAUUAACAACAAUUUGUGAUAACCGAGAGAGACAACAACAAACAAACAACAACAACAAGUAGAAGAAGACGCGAGUGUCCAAAAACAUAAAUAAUAAUAAAAGAAAAAAACAAUUUAUAUACUUAUAUAUAUAUAUACAUAUAUAUUUAUACAAAGCGCAUAUACAACAAUUCAAAAACAAACAUAAAAAUAUAAAAUAAAAAUUAAUUAACUAAAAGCAGUCCAACAAAUGCAACGCGUAGGCCUUCAACUGUGAUUUACAACAUAACAAAAUAAAAUAUAUAUAAAAAAAACAAAAAAACAAAACUAAAAGUUAAAAACAAAAAAGAACAAUUUAUCGUGCUAUUCAUUUUUGUUUCGUUUUUGUUUUACUUUUUUUUAAUAUUAUUGUUUCGUGUGUGUUUAUCGACGCCUGCAAAAAGUCCAAUUUAUAACUAAAACAAAACAAAAGAAACCUUUCCAACAACUAACUCAACUAAAAAGAGGCAGCAAUCAAAAUCAAACAUGUUCAACUCAAACAUACCGGCAACAUCGUUGCUCAGCAUCGAGGGCAGCAAUUGCUUGGGCGCCCAUACACCGAAGACGCCAGAGAUAUUAAAUUCGGUGAUCGCCAUGACAAAUCCGCUCGACAAUUUCAAUUUCAAUGCCUCAAACAGUUGCAGUGCCGCCUCCACGCCCCUUGUCACCAUACGCAACUUUUGCGGCAAUCCCAAUGGACAGUCGCAUUCGCAGGACAGCAGUCAUUCCAGUUGCUCGGCUUCGCCGCUCGAUUCGCCAGCGGGCACAGCGACCACGCCCAGUGUGCAACAGACCUGUUCGCAGCUGAUCAAAGCCGGCCUCAAACUGUCCAUACAGAGCAAACGCAAGUUGUCCACCUGCGACUCAAGCUCCGGCUCGGAGCAGCCCAACUCAAAGUGUUCGCGUCGCGACGAGGAUUGCGAAGAGUCCAGCGAUGAGGAUAGCGAAACGAAAUCCGCCCCCAAAGGACUGACACCCGAAGACGAGGAUCGUCGCCGUCGACGCCGCGAGCGCAACAAAAUCGCUGCCACCAAAUGCCGCAUGAAGAAACGCGAACGCACACAGAACCUGAUCAAAGAAUCCGAAGUGCUGGACACACAAAAUGUGGAGCUUAAGAAUCAAGUGCGCACCCUCGAAACCGAUCGUCGACGUCUGCUCGAGAUGUUGCAAGCGCAUGCGCCGAGUUGUGUGAAACGCGGUGGUUGCCAGUUGCCAUCGAAGUUGCUGCAAUCGCCGGCAUACAAGUAUUUGCCUGAGUUGGAGCUGGAUGGCGUAGGCAAUGGCAACGGUGGCAAUGGCGGUGGCAACAGCAGCAGCAGCAGCGAGGCAACAGGAACGAGCAGCGCGGCCAAUACGCCAACCUCCCACCAACAACAACAGCAGCAGCAGCAACAUCUGCAGCAGCAGCAACAACAACAACAUAUGCAGAGCAUACCAUCCAUGUCGACGUUCAAGUUUGGCUCCAAGUCGCCAGCAGCAAUGGCAGCAGCUGUUGCUGCCGCCCAACAGCAGCAGCAGCAACAUCAUCAGCUGCAGCAGCAACAGUUGCCGAAUGGCUAUUGCAAGCCAUCGCCGAGUCCGCAGGAAUUCGAGCAUGCUGGCUACUUGAGUUCGCCCACCCAAGAGGCGCUUUGUCUGCCACAGCAGCAACAACAGUCGACCAUGAAUCCCGCCAGCAGCAACAGCAAUGCCGACAACAGCAGCAACAACAACAACAACAACAACAAUAGCAAUUUGGUGGUUAGUCAACAGGUGUCGGAUUAUGUGCCGAAUUGUGAAGGACUCAGCUUGGGUUUGGGCCUCUCCAUAGCCAUAACCACGCCCACCAACACCAACAGCAGUCGCAACAGCAAUACCAGCAGCAACAACAGUAACAACAAUAGCAACAACAACAACAACGGCAGCAAUAACAAUCACAGCAGCAGCAAUGGCAACACGAGCAACAUUGUCAGCUCUUCGACGUCGAAUGUUGUUGUGAUACCGCCGCCAGCAACCACGCCCACCAGCAGCGCCAUCGAAUUUGUGAAAAACGAAUUGGUGGACUCACAGAGUCCCUACACCACAGCCUUGAGUGCCGAACGCUUUCUGUUUGAGCCGAGCGAGGGAUUCCCCGAUACAAAGCAUGCGGUGAGCGUGCAUCCGAGUAGCUUGAACAACAUGACCAGUGUGGCCAGCUUGGCGGUGCACAGCGGCAGCAAUCACAGCAACAACAGCAGCUGCAACAACAACAACAACAAUCAUCUGUUGGACUUUCACAACGGUUUGCCACACACCGGCAUCGGUGCCAUCGGCGGCGUUGGUGGCGGCAUCAUUGGUGGCAUUAUGACACCGUGCUACGAGGAGGAUCAAUUGCUGUUGAUGAAGAACAGUUGCUAUACGAACGAUCUGUUGUCGCAUCUCACCGAUGAUGCGGCCGAUUUUGUUGAUCUGGAUACGGGUGCAGCGGCGUUUAUCACAAAUGGCGGUUGCCUGGCGUGAGAUCGGGCCCAAAAUCAACAUCAACAUCGACAUCAACACCAACAGCAACAGCAACGCUUUAACGAUCACGAACUGUUGCUGAUCUUCGAUCAACAGCAACAGCAGCAACAUAUAAACGAUCAGCAACAUGUUGAACAAGGCGAGCAACAGCGAGAGGAGGAGGAUGAUGCAAACUGGGCUAAUGUGGAUUAUUGGUGCUAGGCAGAGCACAAAAAGUGUGUGUGUGUGUGUGUGUG